Pseudoliparis swirei is the source of this 1240-nucleotide messenger RNA. RefSeq names its product zinc finger protein 64-like. NCBI's taxonomy places the organism in Eukaryota, Metazoa, Chordata, Actinopteri, Perciformes, Liparidae. The record is from RefSeq and is a predicted model, not a curated record. The transcript is spliced from 4 exons. The coding region runs from base 169 to 936 and encodes 255 amino acids.
UGUGUGUUCUACAGUCCGGUCCUGAAGGUGAAUGUGGACACACUCCGCUCCUCCCCCCUCUUGAGCUCCCAAGAACCUCCUCAUGAAACCAGAGCCAGCCUGAGCAGAGCCCCUCCCCCGCCCAGCGGCUGCUGCUUCUUCUUCAGGUGUCACGUGUGUGGCUUUGAGAUGGAGGGGCGGAGCCUGUUCCAGAGUCACAUGACGGACCACCGCCAAUGGGAGCACGACUCCUUCUCGCUGCACUGCUGCUUGUGCGACCACUCGACCAAUCAGGAGGCCGAGAUGAGGGCUCACGCCCACACGCACCUGCAGGGGCUCCUGGGAGCCGAGGGAGAGACGAGAUGCCCCGUCACCUCGUCCUCCGCCUCCCCGUCAGUUGCCGUGGCAACCCGUCCGGGGACCGCCGGCGCCUCGGAGCCUCACCGCUGCCGCAUCUGCCAGAGGUCGUUUCCGGGGCAACAGGAGCUGCUGGUGCACUUCCAGGGUCAUCGCCAGGGCAACCAGUACCGCUGCGACCGCUGCGGUCACCUGACGCGCACCGCCAACAAGCUGGUGGAGCACGUGCGCGUGCACACGGGCGAGCGGCCCUUCACCUGCGACCUCUGCCCCUACAGCGCCAAGCGCAGGGACAGCCUGCGCCUGCACUGCAAGGUCAAGCACCCGGGCCACGCCCACCGCGCCCACGUGGGCGGCGACCAGCUCUCGAACAAACACCUGCAGCGGCUGCACACCGCCUCCUGCUCCUCCUCCCUCCCUCCUCUUCAUCCCUCGCUCUCCCACCGGGCCGGGUGGAGGGACUUGUCUCCUCUGCUCCCCAUCACCACGCUCAUCUCCCUGAAGCCACGCCCUCCUUCCUCCUCCUCUCCUUCGUCCUCCUCGUCUUCCUCCUCUAAAAACUCCUUCCUCGGUUACCUCGGCCUGACACCUCCUUUGUGAAAGCUUCUUUUCUCCUCUCUUUGUCUCCUCCUCCCUUUUCCUCUUCUAUCCAUCUUCUUCUUGUUUCGUUGUUUCUUCUUCUCUCCUCCUGUUCUAUCUUCCUCUACUCUCCUUCCCCAUCACCCUCCUCUUCUCCUCCUCUCCCACCCUUCUUGUCUCCUCCCUCUGCUAUCCACCCUCUCUGCCUCUCCUCUUCUUUCUUAUUCUCUUCUUUCUCCCUCCCCUCUGUUCCUUGUCUCCUCCUCCUCCCUUCCUUCUCCUCUUCUCUUUACCCUCUCUGCCUAUCCCCUUGUUUCUUCUCCUC